UCAGAUCGCCGUGCUGUCCAUAGUCUGUCACGCGUUCUUUUCUAUUAGUGGUAGUUUCUUGUGUAAAAACGUAGUGGACUAGUGUUUAUAUUCUCUUUGUUCUUGUGUAAUUGCAGUGCGAUUUCCCUGAAUUCAACAAAUCAUCAACAAUAUAUUUUCUGCAUUAUAAGUCCUUGUUGCUGAUGAUUCUUUUUUGAUCACUUUAGUAAGCCUAGUCUACAUAAUCAAGAUGAUGAGUGACGAUGAUCGGGAUAUUGAUAUUGAAAGUGAUGCUGAAAAUGAUUCUGACUCCCGAACACAUGCCAGGAAUAGCUUAGGAUCUAGUGGAUAUUAUUCACAGGCGGAGAAAAGAGCGCACCACAAUGCAUUAGAAAGAAAAAGAAGAGAUCACAUUAAGGAUAGUUUUACUUCAUUAAGAGAAUCGGUACCAGCUCUUCAGAAUGAGAAAGUGGCAAGUCGAGCACAGAUAUUAAAGAAAGCAGCUGAAUACAUCCAGUUCAUGAGGCGGAAAAACAAUUCUCAUCAGCAAGAUAUUGAAGACUUAAAGCGACAAAAUAAUAUGCUUGAAUCACAAAUUCGAACACUUGAAAAAAUGAGAGCCACGGGUAAUUACGUGGACCCAAACGAGCUAGGACUUGGUAUCAAGUCCGAGGGCAGCUCACAUGACACAGACAGUUCUGAUGGUGAAGGUACCACACGACGUGUCAAAAAACUUAAAAUAAAUGGAGUCAGUGUCUAGUUUGUAUGCCUCUUGUAAUUUAUAAGAUGAUUCUCACUUGUGGUAUUUAAAGAUUAUCAUAUUUGAUAAUUUUUAGGAGUUAAACUUUCAACACUACCUGCACAUUAUUAGUUUUGGAUAAAAAAAAUAACUUCUGUCGUUAAUUGGCUACGGUUGAGCUAUUUUCGUGACAUUAGUAAUUUUAUCUUCAAAAUUUUACAUUUUUAUUAUAUGUGUCACAAUAUUAUAGUAUAUGUGUCACAAUAUAGGAAUUUAUUCCUAAACUUUUUCUUCAUUGUAGAUCCUUUUGUUUGAAACAAUAGGGACUUUAGUGAGUCAUCAGUGCAGGUAUAAAUGUAGGGAAAGGUGGUUUCGCAAUGUAGAUACAUUGAAAAAUUAUAAACAAAAAAAAAAACAAAGCAAAAGCUAGUGUUGGAUACUUACAUUAUAUUUAAUUAACUUCUCAGCUGCUUAAGCUCUGAUCAGCGC
Messenger RNA from Amyelois transitella, 1207 nucleotides. It is a transcript of the gene Max, whose product is annotated as protein max. Gene Ontology annotation, molecular function: DNA-binding transcription factor activity; protein dimerization activity. Lineage: Eukaryota; Metazoa; Arthropoda; Insecta; Lepidoptera; Pyralidae. Bases 230 to 739 code for a protein of 169 amino acids. The transcript is spliced from 5 exons. The record is from RefSeq and is a predicted model, not a curated record. Gene Ontology annotation, cellular component: RNA polymerase II transcription regulator complex. Gene Ontology annotation, biological process: positive regulation of transcription by RNA polymerase II.